GCGCCCGGCGCCCUGAGCGUUACCACCGCGCGGAAGUCCGCCCUGCCGGGCCGCGGCUGUUUGCAAAAUGCCCGUGGCCCUGCAGCAGGUGCGUCUGGGGGGGCGGCCGCGCUCUGGGACCAUUUGCCGCCCUGCGGCUUGCUGCCCUGCGGCCACCCCAGGACCGAGCGGGCCGCUCCGGGUGACCGCGCAAGGCCGGGGUCCCUUGGGCUGCUGCGGUCAGCGGGGGUCCAGGGUCUCUGCCUUCCACCAGGUCCUCUGGCGGGGGUCAGGCCAGCGGGGUGCGGCCCAAGUCCCUGCUCGGCGUGACCCCGGCCCUGGCCGCCCCGCCCGGCCCGGCAGCUGCAGGCAGAGCACUUCGGCAGUUCGGCGCGCGCCUGGCGAGGAGCAUGGAGCCCGGCCAGCUGGUGCGGAGCAUUGUGCCGCCUCUGACCUCCGGCAAGCACAAGGGCCAGGACGGCCGGAUCGGCGUGGUGGGCGGCUGCCGGGAGUACACGGGAGCCCCCUACUUCGCCGCCAUCUCCGCCCUCAGAGUGGUAGGUGGCCAGCCCUCGGGCCGGGCGCGGGCUUGGGGCCAGGCGCCCCUGCCCGCUCUGUCCGUCCCCGCGGCUGCACCGGCUGGACUCAGGGCCGCUCUCCCCGCACAGGGCAUUCUGGAGGCCUCCAGGGCCCGCGGCAUCCCCGUGGUCAUCGACGCGGACGGGCUGUGGCUGGUGGCGCAGCGGCCGGGCCUGGUCCAGGGCUACCCGAGGGCCGUGCUCACGCCCAACCGCGCGGAGUUCGCCAGGCUGUGCGCGGCAGUGCUGAGCGGGCCGGCUGACAGCGGGGACCGCCACGCGGCUGUGCUGAGACUCAGCCAGGCCCUGGGGAACGUGACCGUGGUGCGGAAAGGGGAGCAGGACCUGAUCUCCGACGGCCAGCAGGGUGAGUGCCGGCGCUCCCCCACCCCGGCAGGCGCAUUCGCAUCGCCCGCGCUGACCCGGGCUGCCCGGCCCGCUCACGACAGCAACCAGAGGGGCCAGCUCGCGAGCCCCACCGCCCAGCUCAGCCUCAGCAGGACGGCGGCCCCCACUUCCCGCCCCGCGCCGGGCCUCCGGCCCCAGGGAGCCCUGUGCCCCGCAGCUGCUGACCCGGACGGCCGGGCCACAGCGCUGGCCGAGCAAGCCCUGCCCGGAGCCGCGGAGUCUGAGGGACCCGAGGCAGCGCGCUCCCCGAGGAUGGCGCAGGCCCGGCAGAGCGCGGUCCCGGAAAGCGAGCCGCUCGGGUCGACGUGCGGCCACUCACUCUCCCGGCGAAUGACGGCCAGGCAGGCCAGCUCGUCACGAAACCCCAAGAUUUGA
This is a messenger RNA of Condylura cristata (star-nosed mole), 1340 nucleotides long. RefSeq names its product carbohydrate kinase domain containing (gene NAXD). Lineage: Eukaryota; Metazoa; Chordata; Mammalia; Eulipotyphla; Talpidae. Gene Ontology annotation, biological process: metabolite repair. The coding region runs from base 390 to 1340 and encodes 316 amino acids. The transcript has 7 exons. The record is from RefSeq and is a predicted model, not a curated record. Gene Ontology annotation, molecular function: ATP-dependent NAD(P)H-hydrate dehydratase activity.